Molecule: messenger RNA, 1462 nt
Organism: Tilletiaria anomala UBC 951
Lineage: Eukaryota; Fungi; Basidiomycota; Exobasidiomycetes; Georgefischeriales; Tilletiariaceae
Exons: 5
Coding region: 101-1366 (421 amino acids)
Biological process (GO): meiotic sister chromatid segregation; attachment of mitotic spindle microtubules to kinetochore; homologous chromosome segregation
Cellular component (GO): monopolin complex; nucleolus; mitotic spindle
Molecular function (GO): protein binding; microtubule site clamp
Source: RefSeq, a predicted model, not a curated record
AUUCGACUGGUGGGACAAUCUAUCUGCUCUAUCUAGCAAAACUUACAGACAUAGUGCCUUCUGGCUUUUAAUUUACGCACAAGCACGCUGCAAGCCCAACAUGUCGGCGCUCGCCCACAAACGCGCGCGCGGAGCAUCUAGCUCGAUGGACAAGGAGAACUACGCGCCCUCGUCGUCCACGAUGAACAAGCGCGCAUUUGGCAUCUCUAGCAGCUCCGUUGUGGGUGAGGGGAGCUCGCGCGGGCGCAAAGCUGCCAAGUAUGCCCAAUCGGACGAAGAAGAGGGAGAGCGCAGUGAAGCACACGUCGAGCGGUCUCAGCCAAAGGAGAGAAAGCGCAUCGCUAGCAAUGGCAGCGUCACUGCGAGCAAAAGGGCGGGUGCAGCACAUGAACAAAAGGGGUUAUCUGACGCGUGCGCGAAGCUUGAAUCGGAAGAUUUGGAUGAAGAAGUGGCUCCUCAGGCUGCUUCACGAGGCCAGGAGCGAACGAUGCGAGAGAUUGCAUUGCAAGAGAAAGUCGACAAACUCUCAAACGAACGCGACUUGGUCCAGGGGGAGCUUGACCAGCUGCGCGAGCUUCGGCACACCCAAGCCGAAAAGCAGUUUGCAGAGCUGAAACGCGCCAGCGAACAACGACGCAAAGACAUGCAGGAGAAAUACUCAGCGCUGCAAGCCCAGAUUGCAGCACUCGAGCGCAUGAAUGCAUCCUCCGCUCAGUCGCUGGCUGUGUCAGUAGCCUCUACUUCAGCUGCAACGCCGCGUGCAGAUGAUACCGAAACAGUCGUCGAGUUGGAAGCUGAGCUGGCGCGCGAAAGGAGCGAGCGUCGCAAGAUGCAGGAGGACUUCCAACGCCUGCAGCGCGAAUACGAAGCCGAAAUCGCCUCAUCGAAAGCGCUUCUCUCCGCAGCGAUGCCACAUUGUUCUAGCGCAGCCAGCAAGCCCACCAACCCACGCGAUGUCAAGUCGGCAACCGCGGCUGCUGGCGCUGGGGUCGGUUUGGCAGAGGAGGAAAAGGCAAUCCGCAGGCUGUACGAGGACUUGACGGGCAUGGUCAUUCGCUCGGUCGAGCGCCAGGACGAUAGCGGGGACUUUAAGACAUUCAAUGGCAUCUUUGCCAGCCAGGGCUACUAUGACGUACAAUUCUCCAUCGAAGAAUCCGAGUCGGAGCACUCGACAAGCUCGGGGCGGCUACGCAAGCGCCAGGACCUCGUCUUCGUCACGAGCCUGGACCAAGACCGAGACGCGGACCUGCUCAACGAUGUGCACGUACCUUCGUACCUCAAAGACGUCAUUCGGUUCGAACGCGCAUCCGGCCCCAAGUUUGUGGGCGCAUUCCUCAAGGGCAUGAAACAUCCCGGCGAACGCUGAGUUCACUGUCAGUAGUAGCGCCCUCUAUAUAUACCUUAGGUCUGCGCACACCCUCACCGAGCGUUAUGCGCGUGCUUGUUGUACAUUAGACAUUGC